UUUGGAACUUAAGACUUGAAUUUUUAAAUUAAAAUUUUUGAUUUAGAUUUUUUAACAAUCGAGCUUGUUUGGACGAUGAGUAGCUAUAAUAAUUCAUAAUUUAGUUCAUAUAAUUAAUACUAAUACCUUAAAAUCAACGUCUUAGUUCAAUUCUUACUUGCUAAAUCCGCUGUCAGCAACUAGUGCUGACUUUUUUUUUACCACAGGUGGCGUGCCGCGAAAAAAAAUACGUCACGUUGUUCGGAAUACGUUUUACUUUCUAUCUAGUCGCAACUUCGUCUGUUGACUGAUAAUUAUAAAAAUGGCCAAGCGAACCAAGAAAGUAGGUAUUACUGGUAAAUAUGGUACCAGAUAUGGAGCAUCCCUCCGUAAGAUGGUGAAGAAGAUGGAGAUAACCCAGCACUCUAAAUACUCCUGCACCUUCUGUGGCAAGGAAGCCAUGAAGCGAGCUGUUGUUGGUGUUUGGUCAUGCAAAAGGUGUAAACGAGUGGUUGCUGGAGGUGCUUAUGUUUUUGCCACAACCACUGCUGCUUCAGUCAGAUCUGCAGUACGUAGAUUGCGCGAAAUCAAAGAUCAAUGAACAACCACUGCUGCUUUAGUCAGAUCUGGAGUACUUGGAUUAAGUGCAAUUAAAAACCCAAAAAACUACUGCUGCUUUGGUCAGAUCUCAGUGCUUAGAUUAGGUGAAUUCAAAGACCAAUAAACAGUAAACUUAAACUAUGAUCUUAAAA
Messenger RNA from Trichogramma pretiosum, 731 nucleotides. Its product is annotated as 60S ribosomal protein L37a-like. The transcript is spliced from 3 exons. The coding region runs from base 302 to 580 and encodes 92 amino acids. The record is from RefSeq and is a predicted model, not a curated record. Gene Ontology annotation, cellular component: ribosome. Lineage: Eukaryota; Metazoa; Arthropoda; Insecta; Hymenoptera; Trichogrammatidae. Gene Ontology annotation, molecular function: structural constituent of ribosome. Gene Ontology annotation, biological process: translation.